AUGUCGCUGCCUGUUAUCUCCGUUGCGGGAAAUGGGUUAUUGAGUGGUGGCAAUCGAUUUCAGAUUAGAGGUGUCUCUUAUGCCGAAAGAUCUUCUGGUUUUCUAACUCCAAUCGAUGUUUUGGCCGAUUCACGAGCCAGCCAGUGUGCAAUCGAUGGGCCUAUCAUAAAGGCACUGGGGGCGAACACUAUCAAUGUGUACUACACCGAUGCGACGCAGAGCCACGAUAAAUGCAUGCAGAUUUUUGAGGACAAUGGAAUAUAUGUUAUUGCGAACAUGGCAAGUCAAAGGGACUCGACCCUUGUGAACAUGACAGAAAUGGAUGUUAGGCCAAACAUAGCCAACUUCACCUGGCAAAUGGACGUUUUCAAACAAUACGCAGCUGUUCUUGAUUCGAUGGCCGGGUAUAAAAAUCUCCUGGGGCUUCUUAUUGGAAAUGAAAUUGUUUCCGGUCCCCACAUGGAGGAUCAAGUUGACGUAGCCCCGUAUCUAAAGGCUGCAGUUCGGGAUAUGAAAGCGUAUACUGCGGCUAGGCAGUAUCGUCCCAUACCGAUUGGAUACGCCACAAGUGCAGAAGAUACCUACAUGCAAGAGUUAGGAGAAUAUCUUGUGUGUGGAGGCAAGAGUAAUGAGGCCAUCGACUUCUAUUCAGUCAAUGGAUGCCAGUGGCGUGGGAGUUCACCCGUGAGCGCCUCUGACUACGAUGAAUUGACGUCGAAGCUAGAAGGCCUAGCAGUUCCCGUAUUCUUUUCUGAAAAUAGCUGCAAUGCCUUUCCUCCACAGCUCUUUGGGGAUCAGUCUGCGAGUUCUGAAGCAAGUAACCACGGGCUUGUCUCAUACACUACUUCUGGGAUUAGUACGCCAACAACUCUCCCCGACUACGAUGCUUUGAAAGGCCGGUGGUCCGCUGUGACUACAAAUACCCAACCGCCAUCUGCUUUUUCUACUCCUUCCUGCGCCACCUCGGUCAAUUCACUCUGGCCUAUUAACCCCAUUGCCGCCUUACCAACAAUUGCGGGUCUUGACUUUGCGACUAUCAAAGCGGCGAGUGUCAGCGGUGCUGCGCAUGGCACCAGGACACUUACGAUUAGAAGCACCCCCAGUAGCAAUCCCAGGAAGACCAAACAUGAGAUUGGUGUUAUGGCUGGAAUCGGUGUUGGUGCUGUGUCCGGUAUGGUGCUCGUUUUCGCCGCCAUUUUCACUUUCUUUUUCCAUCGUCGACGCAGAAGAAGAAAUCGAGCGAGAAAGACAUCAUCCUCGGUGGAAGAAGCCUCAGACACACUCGCUCCAGGAAGUUUCAAUAAUACUGCUCCCCUAGUUGAAUUGGCCCAUAUCGAUUCACCGAAUAGUCUGCAAGACUUGGAUCCCAAGGCCGAAGAGCUUGACUCUAUUGUGGUUCAGAAGGCUGACAAUGGGAAGGGAGAGGCGUGA
Messenger RNA from Penicillium expansum, 1431 nucleotides. Its product is annotated as Glycoside hydrolase, superfamily. Gene Ontology annotation, cellular component: cytoplasm; fungal-type cell wall. Bases 1 to 1431 code for a protein of 476 amino acids. The record is from RefSeq and is a predicted model, not a curated record. NCBI's taxonomy places the organism in Eukaryota, Fungi, Ascomycota, Eurotiomycetes, Eurotiales, Aspergillaceae. Gene Ontology annotation, biological process: fungal-type cell wall (1->3)-beta-D-glucan biosynthetic process. Gene Ontology annotation, molecular function: 1,3-beta-glucanosyltransferase activity. The transcript is spliced from 5 exons.